This is a messenger RNA of Ctenocephalides felis (cat flea), 564 nucleotides long. RefSeq names its product gustatory receptor for bitter taste 66a-like. The transcript is spliced from 3 exons. NCBI's taxonomy places the organism in Eukaryota, Metazoa, Arthropoda, Insecta, Siphonaptera, Pulicidae. Gene Ontology annotation, biological process: sensory perception of taste. Bases 1 to 564 code for a protein of 187 amino acids. The record is from RefSeq and is a predicted model, not a curated record. Gene Ontology annotation, cellular component: membrane; axon; dendrite.
AUGAACGAGAGGCUACUAGAGCUUUGCGACAACACAAAAGAAAAUAGACAAAAAGAAGUCCUGGAAGAAGUAGAUCGCCUGGUAGAUUUACAUGAAAGGCUUUGUGAAAUGUCAGUGCAUAUCGAUAAAAUAUAUUCUUUGGAGAUAUUGUUAUCCAUUGGUCAUGCAUUUGUGAUGGUGACAUCGCAAUUGUACUUCGGAUAUUUGUCUUUUGCUUGGAAAGAUAGAACUUACGCUUUACCAACGGAAGAUUUGGUGACACCGAUUCUAUGGGCUGCAUAUAUGUUGAUUGAUAUCGUUUCUAUUUCUUCGGCUUGUUCUAAGGCAAAAUUGGCUGCAAAACGGUCUUCAGUUAUUAUGCAUAAAAUAGCCAAUCAUAUCGACACGGAACAGGUUUAUACAAAGAUAAAUCACAUAUCGAUCAAAAUGAAGAAUCACAUAGUCAGUUUUACUGCCGGAGGAUUUUUUGCUGUCGAUAUGACUGUUUUGUAUACGAUGGCCGGCGCUGUUACAGGAUAUUUAAUAAUAUUGAUUCAAUUUGAUUUAGCAGCCAGAAAUAAAUGA